GUCUAUCACACCUCAAUCAUCUCUGUUUCUCUGACUUGAUAGCAAUACUGUACUACCCCGCCUGCAUCCAUAGUUUACCUACAUUUUCAACAUACGCAAACAAGCUGUACACCAUGAGCCUCGCAGACGCUAACCGUCAAUACUUUGAUUCCAUCUCGGAUACUUACGAUGCCAAACCCUGGUUCGCAACAGUAAACAACCAGGUCGCUGAAGCCCUGCGCGGCGAUUUAUCUUGGAUUGGUAUCCCGUUUGUCAAUGUGUCCGCUGAAGGACAAGCGAGCGCAGGUACUGAACAGGUCCGAAUGUUGGAUUAUGCUUGUGGCACGGGAUUGAUGACAAGGAUAUUUGCCCCUUACAUCACCCACACAACCGCCAUCGACAUCUCCCCAAACAUGAUCUCAACCUACACCUCGCGCUUCGCCUCCGCCAACCCACAACCCCUCACCAUCACCACCGCAGUCGGCAACCUCUUCGACAAAUCCGACCCCAAUCCCUCCUCCUUGGACGCAUCAGAGUUCCGCGACUUCGACCUCGCAACUGUAGGCUUCGGGUUCCACCACUUCGAGGACGUAGUGUAUGCCGCGAAGCAACUCAAGGGGCGAUUGAGACCGGGCGGUGUCCUGGUUAUUAAUGAUUUCCUUGAGGGGGGAGAUGUGUUGGCGGAUGACGAGGGGAAGCCGGUCGAGGGGAGUCAGGGGAAUCAUGCUGUGCAUCAUCAUGGUCAUGGUCAUGGCCAUGGUCAUAAACACGACCACUCGUCUCAUUCCCACAAGCAUGAUCACAGCCAUGGGGCGACCGAAAAACACGACUCUAGCCUCCACAAGAAAAUGGCUGCUUCAAUAGUGGUACCACACUUCACUAUAGAAGGUGUGCGACAAUUCUUCUCAGAAGCGGGUUUCGUUGAUGUGGACGUCAAGACUAUGAAGGAGAAGUCGUACAUGGAAUUUGGCGGCAAGAAAAUGUGGCGAACGAUUUUGUUUGCACGGGGAAGGAGACCAGCUGGUGACAAUGGCAAGGAAAAGAGUGAGUUGUGA
Messenger RNA from Bipolaris maydis ATCC 48331, 1034 nucleotides. RefSeq names its product S-adenosyl-L-methionine-dependent methyltransferase. The record is from RefSeq and is a predicted model, not a curated record. Lineage: Eukaryota; Fungi; Ascomycota; Dothideomycetes; Pleosporales; Pleosporaceae. Gene Ontology annotation, molecular function: methyltransferase activity.